Messenger RNA from Myripristis murdjan (pinecone soldierfish), 1058 nucleotides. RefSeq names its product perlucin-like protein. The coding region runs from base 141 to 875 and encodes 244 amino acids. The record is from RefSeq and is a predicted model, not a curated record. The transcript has 8 exons. NCBI's taxonomy places the organism in Eukaryota, Metazoa, Chordata, Actinopteri, Holocentriformes, Holocentridae.
CUCCUUCAAGACUGUUGGAAAACCAUUUCAGAUUGCACAGAAUAGCACUACAGCCGGAGUGAACAGCAGUUUGUAGACUGGCACUAAAUGUAUUAAAGAGUCCAAAGUCCUUUUCUGAAAGAAACGGAUCUCUUUCAAUAAUGGACGGCCCUGAUUAUCACCAGUUUGGAUCCCCUGACGGCGGCAUGACGGAGCCGAGAAUCAUCCCACAGAGAGGCAUGAAGGGGAAACUGUUUUAUGUCCUGUACGGCGGCCCGGUGCUCCUGCUGUUAAUACUCGUGCUCGUCACUGGGAUAAAACUCACCCAGGUAAACCAUGAAAUAGCUGAUGUCAAGCUCUACCUUAAGGCAAUCAACCCCAAAGGACUGAGUGGUCACACUGCAUCACUAACGUCAGCUGGAACAGUUGUGCAGCAGGUCUAUUUAGAAGCCAUUGUCCCAGUUAGAGGACCCUGUGCAGAAGGAUGGGUGUUUUUUCAGAACAGAUGCUACCUGCUGUCCAAAGCAAUCACUACCUGGCACGGUGCAGAGGACCAAUGCAAAAAACUUGGGGGACACUUGCUUGUUCUGAAUAAUGUAGAGGAACUGGACUACAUCUCAAAAGUAAUCGAAAUAGCUUACAACUACUGGAUUGGACUGGUGGAGCGGGCACAUGAGGGACACUGGAGCUGGGUGGAUGGAACUGACUUCAAAACAACUCCAACCUUUUGGGACGAGGAUCAGCCUGAUGACUGGGACUACAGGCUGAAUGGUGAAGACUGCGGACAGCUUCAUUCUUCCGUAAAACGCAAACGCAAGCUUUGGAAUGAUGCCGAUUGUAACCUGCAAUACCGGUAUAUCUGUGAAGCCGCAAAGCCAGGACAGCAGACACGCUGAAUCUAUGCCUGAAUAUUGUUGGAGGGGAUUGUUCAAAUCCAGACAGACCACAUCAGUAACAGUUUUGAUGGCAGUAUGAAAUUAAACGUAAUCAUCACCACAGUUUAAUCCUACACUGGUUGAAAUGUAGGCAUGUUGUUGAAAGCAGCAUUUAAAUAAAUGAAUCAUCAACAACAGGAGAUU